AUGGGAGCUGAGGAACUGGAGCCACCAGCCUUGAGUGUUAUCAUGCCGAGCUUCUGCCUCUGGGGAUACAGUCAGUUGGAAGAAGUUCAACCCCAGAGAACAGGCUGCCAUUCUCAUGACAGAUUGCUUGUCAAAUGCAGGGACGUCCCUGACCCGAAAGCAAGAAGGAAAGUCAUCCCAGAGACUGGCGACACAGAGCAGGCAAGGGACAAACUGGAGCAGGGCUCCAAGACAAGCCAGAUAAAGUUCAUUCUCUCCAGGACUGUGGAGGAGAAGUGGGAGGGAGGUGAAGGGGGAGAAGAAAGGGGAAAGGGCGUCUCAGGGGAUUACAGCAAACGUGUGUACCAGGGCGUGAGAGUGAAGCACACCGUCAAAGACCUCCUGGCAGAAAAGCGAUCCAGGCAGACAAGUAACUCCAGACUCAACGGCAGUGUCAGCUCCUCCCAGCCUCCGUUUGUCCAGAUGCCAGGAUCACCAGUCAUGUCAGGUUACUACGGUGUCAGGAGAUCGUUCCUGUCUGAUUCCGACUUCCAUACCAGCAAGCAGUUCUCAAAUGACCUCUACACCUCCAGCAUGACUAAGCCCUUUACCUGUGAGUCCUCAGCUGGGCAGAGUCACACAGGCCUGCUGGAGUCCUACCUGGCAGAGCCCUAUGGAGACUACCGCCCACCAGCGCUAACCUCCACACCGAGUUCGCUGUUCAGCACCUCAACUCUGCCACCGCUCCUGCCACCUCCGUUCCCCAACGAUCCAACUCACUUUGUGUUUAGAGACUCCUGGGAACAGACAGUGUCGGAUGGACUCAGUCAGCCAGACCCUGUGCCUGCCGAUGCCCUGCAGACCCUGCCACCCAGCACCAGUUGCCUCUCCCAGUUGGAGUCAGGAAGCAGCACCCAACACAGGAGCAUGGGAUGGGGGGCAUCCCUUCCUGGAGCUCAACCCUACUCGCUGCAUGCAUUGGAAGAUCUGCACCACACGCCAGGGUACCCCGCCCCAUCUUCAUACCCCUUCACUUCUUUCAUGACAGUGUCAAGUGACCUCCAACCCAAGGUGGUGCCCCUCUCCCCAGAGGAGGGCUCAGACGCAUCUUCCCUUCAUGAUCCUUCACCUUGGACGAAAGAAGAUGGCAGCAUGGCCUGGGGCUCUUACGAAUGCCGGAGAGCUUACUGAGACAGCAAGCCAGAGGACUUCUUCGUUCUUAUGGAAGUUGGAUUCUGUGUCCACAGAUUCUUCUAGGUGUGCUAGUUCAAUCAGAACUGGAUUUUCAGCUUAAGCCUCAAUUCUGUCCAGUGCUAAUUGACAAUGGCAUUCGUGUCUGCUCAUAUCCACUGUAACACCCCUGCCACUAUAAUGCCCUUGCAAAACACUACAAUGUCAAUCAAAUACUUGGUGGAUCACAUUUUAAUGAGACAAUCUUACAAGAAGGCCACUUUAGAACUUUGGUAACUCAUUUUAUUCUGAAUUUUCUGUUAU
Messenger RNA from Cricetulus griseus (Chinese hamster), 1473 nucleotides. Lineage: Eukaryota; Metazoa; Chordata; Mammalia; Rodentia; Cricetidae. The record is from RefSeq and is a predicted model, not a curated record.